Photinus pyralis (common eastern firefly) is the source of this 2883-nucleotide messenger RNA. It is a transcript of the gene Rel, whose product is annotated as nuclear factor NF-kappa-B p105 subunit. Gene Ontology annotation, biological process: response to cytokine; non-canonical NF-kappaB signal transduction; cellular response to stress. The transcript is spliced from 15 exons. Gene Ontology annotation, molecular function: DNA-binding transcription factor activity; DNA binding; protein binding. Bases 202 to 2838 code for a protein of 878 amino acids. Lineage: Eukaryota; Metazoa; Arthropoda; Insecta; Coleoptera; Lampyridae. Gene Ontology annotation, cellular component: cytoplasm. The record is from RefSeq and is a predicted model, not a curated record.
AGCUUCAUUUAACUUCCGUGUCAUUGGCACGUAUUGGCUAGACCAGACUGUGGCUACACGCAUGCGUUGAAACGGGGAUUUUUGUAAUUUCCCAUGUGAUGUAAAUUUGCUUUGUUUUUAAAUACUUGUUUAUCAACUUUAUCUUUUUAUCGACAAACGUUGGGGAAGAACCUUAUUCCUGCCUAUCGAUGACACUUGGACAUGAAUUUGUACCCUAAUUUACUAACACCACCCAUGGAUUCGCCGACUUCAUCAAUGAUGUCACCCGACUCGGACUGUCGGUCUCCGACACACUUAUUUACACCAUAUCAAGUCCCACACAUCUAUUCAUAUAAUCCGGACGUGGUAACAAUAAGGGAUUUGCCCGAACCAUGUCUACGAAUGCGAGAACCACCCGUGGACAAAUUUCGAUUUCGUUACAAGUCUGAAAUGUCGGGAACUCACGGAUCACUGAAUGGGAAAACAUCUGAUAGAUCACGAAAGCAAACAUUUCCAUCUGUUGAGUUAUUAAACUAUGAUAAGGAGGCAGUUAUACGUUGCUCUCUAUAUCAGUAUGGGAGAGAAGAUAUGGCCCAUACUAGGCAACUGCACGCCCACAGGUUGGUCAAAAAGCAAGGCACUGACGAAAUUGAUGAUCCUCACAAUGUACACGUUAACAGUGAUGUGGGCUUCGUUGCCAAUUUCCAUAGCAUGGGAAUUAUUCACACUGCAAGAAAGUACAUUGUCCCAGAGUUAAUACGAAAAAUGACGAUUUUGAAGCAAGAAGAAAUCGCAAGAAGUGAGCACAAAUUUAGACCUUUAACAAAAAAAGAGGAGUUGGAAAUGAAAACUAUUGCUGAGAAAGAAAGCAAAUGUAUAAACUUGAAUGUGGUUUGUCUACGAUUUGACGCUUAUAGAGUAGUAAAUAACAUUUACUAUCCCAUAUGCCAACCAGUUUCCUCUCCCGCCAUUAAUAAUUUGAAAAGUGCUUUAACCGGUGAUUUGAGGAUUGUUCGUAUGGAUCAUUGUACAAGUCCCUGUAGGGGUGGCCGAGAAAUAUUUAUAUUAGUAGAAAAAGUUACUAAAAAGAACAUUAAAGUACGUUUCUUCGAGUUGGAUGAUGAGGAUAAUGAGGUGUGGGAGGAUUAUGGACGUUUUAGUGAUUUGGACGUUCACCAUCAAUAUGCCAUUGUCUUCAAAACUCCGCCAUAUAAACAUGCUGACAUUGACAAAGAAGUUAGAGUGUUUAUCGAAUUGCAACGCCCGUCAGAUGGAGCCAGAAGUGAACCAAAAGAUUUCAGUUACAUUCCUUCAGAAAUGUCUAUUGGAAGAAAAAGAACAAGACUUAGUUCCGAUGAUUAUACCACCUCGUUCUUUUCUGCUGAUGAACUGCCUAUAACGUUGAACACUAUAUCACCAUCAGUUGAUCACGAAACAAUGACCAAUGCGAAUAAUGCAACAAUCAACAGUGCAGAUUUAGAGGCUGCCCUCAAGCACAAUAAUAUCGAUUCAUCAGAAUUUGAUAAGAUCUGUAAUUCACUAAUUGGCCCUGGACCAAUGAGGGACAUUUUCACUGCCGAAAAUGUUUCAAUCAGAGAGUUGAAAAGCUUGGGUCUAGUUAUGGAUACUCCAAACUCCAAAAUUCGUACACCUUUGCAUAGUGGUAAAACUGAAAAACUUUCAGUUACUGAAGAAGAAAAUCCCAUUGACAGGGUGAAAUCUGAGUUAAUUUCAUUUAUGAAAACAUCUCCCUCGAAUAAUAGAGUAUCUCUUAUGUUGGAGGCAUUAAUUUCGGGAGACAAAUAUACAACAUCAAAUGGGAAUAAUGUUCUCCAUUUUUUGGCGGCCGAAAUCGGCACAGAAGACGAAUUUGUGACGCAGUUACUCAGCUUUGUGAAAAACUUUGGAAAAAAGGAAUUGCUGAAUGUGAAAAAUAUAAAUGGACAAUCCCCGCUACAUUUAGCAGUUGAAUUUGGAAAUGAGCUAUACCUUAAAGGACUAAUUGAAGCACAAGCUGACAUUGCAGUGCAAGAUAAGCAGGGUAACACGCCACUACAUGUGGCCAUAGUAGAUCGAGUUCCUGAAGGAAUAUUGUUGACAGUACUCGACGCUUACCACCGUUCCAAUACCAAUAUUGACAUUUACAAUUACGAUGGAAAAACGCCUUUACAUUUGGCUGUAAGAGGAAAGAAUUUAAACGCGACUAAGUUAUUUAUUAAUUGUGGAGCCAAUGUCAAUGCAGCAGAAAAAAAGAACGGUUACACUCCUCUACAUUUGGCCAUUUUAAAUCGAAAUAUUGACAUUCUGAAAUAUUUACUUGACAGUACGAAAGCCGAAUGUGAUUGUGAAGACUUUGCUCAGUAUAAUCCUUUACUAUUGGCACAGGAACUGUUGGAUAGCUGUGACAAACAAACAUUUCAGAUAUUUAGCAUACUGGAAAGCCAUUUGAAAAAAAUUGGUAUUCCCUCCGAGAUGCUUUUACAUAAUCGUGUUCAUUCUGAAAGUGAUGAGAAUGAUGACGAAGAGGAUUGCAGCAAUAAUAAUAAUUCUGCUGAUGAUGAAGCAAACAUUGAUAUCAUUGAUAAAUAUGGUGCUGUAACAGACUUUACUGAUGCUUGCAAAAUAUCAUUGUCGGACAUUCUGGAUAAAUCAGACGCAUGGAAAAGAUUAGGAGAAUCAUUAGAUUUUGGGCACAUACUCCAUACUGAUGCUUUUGCAGCAGUACAACAUCCAACCAAGAGUUUAUUGACGUUUGCUGUUGCAAAUGGCAGAAGUGUGAAGGAAAUUAGAGAUUGUUUGGCUACACUUAAUGAGAAGCAAGCUGUGGAAAUUAUUGACAAGAUGGUAAUGAAAUGCUGAGUUAGGAUUUGUUACAGUAUUGUAAAUAUAUAUUGUUAUAUUAUC